UCGCGCCAUCUCUGGAGGUGUAGACGCACUUAACUACAUUCGGCCAUAGAACGAUUAGUCAGCUGAUGUCGUUUGAUGCAUGUGCAUAACAAAUUGUUGGUGUACGACCAGAAGUCUCGGCUGUUUUUUUCAUUUUUUUCAUUUCCAGACGCUUCUAAGAACUUUCUAAGUGGAGCGUGAUAUGUAAGACUAUUGCCAGUCUUGCGUUGUGGGCUUCCUUUUCGCCUCUGUGACUCACGGUACUGGUACACUUACUACUUAAUCUGUGGCGUUUUCCAUUUGAUGACGCACUAGUUAUAACAUAAUAUUUGGAUACUCGCCUGUGGACCCAUAUACGACAUCUUGUCAUUUCAACAAAAGAGGCAACGCAAUGGAUGUAGGAUAUAAACAGGGGCCACCGCCUGCGUACCAGGAACCCCGACCAGUAUAUCAAGAAGCUCCUCCACCGUACCAGCCGACUGCGCCUCCUCCAGCAGGAUUUGCACCACCACCACCACAACCUGCUGUUCCACGCAUCGUUGUGCUGAGCCAGUGGGGACCCUAUCCAGUGCAGGCGACUUGUCCUAACUGCGGUGCUACAGUACUUACCUCGACAUCAUCGACCCCGGGCCUGCUUACAUGGUUACUGUCUGGAGCACUCGUCCUCCUCGGGUGCUGGUUUGGUUGCUGCCUAGUGCCUUGCUGUGUUGCAGAAUGCCAGGACGUUGAACAUCAUUGCCCCAGCUGCAAGCGACACUUGGCCACUUUUCGACGUCUGUGACAUCUCUACGUUCCGCCGCUGUCCAAUAAAGAUUUUUCCUCCGGCAUCUUGCCACCAGCUAGGAAUAUAACUUCCUCUGCAAAAGCCAGGGAUUUCAUUGAUAAGGGAACGGACUCUCAUGGAAUAACCACUAGACUAUAUGUACCAUGAGAAAACUGAGUUUUGUAAUACAGUUUUACACUCAAAAUCAUGCAUUGUAGCAGUGUGUUGUGCGAGGGUAAAUAAAGGGUACUUGUUUGUA
Ornithodoros turicata is the source of this 1001-nucleotide messenger RNA. RefSeq names its product LITAF domain-containing protein-like. The transcript has 4 exons. The coding region runs from base 371 to 760 and encodes 129 amino acids. Gene Ontology annotation, molecular function: zinc ion binding. Lineage: Eukaryota; Metazoa; Arthropoda; Arachnida; Ixodida; Argasidae. The record is from RefSeq and is a predicted model, not a curated record.